Trypanosoma rangeli is the source of this 1293-nucleotide messenger RNA. RefSeq lists its product as uncharacterized. The coding region runs from base 1 to 1293 and encodes 430 amino acids. NCBI's taxonomy places the organism in Eukaryota, Euglenozoa, Kinetoplastea, Trypanosomatida, Trypanosomatidae. The transcript has a single exon. The record is from RefSeq and is a predicted model, not a curated record.
AUGAGUGACGGGGGAACCCUGUCCGACGGUAGUGGGGUUGUGUGGGGUGUCGCGCAACACCUCACGGCACGGAGUGGAUUUCCCUUUCUGCUGCACCUGGAGGACGCUCAGGUGUGUGUCGACUACCCCGCAACGCAUCACCGCUGCUGUUGGACACGUGCUAUGUUGCAUCCAUUGUGGGAGAACUUUAAAGCCAGCUUCGCGGGAGGAGGUCAGACACAACAAGACACCAGUCUUUUCCAACAGGAACCACGAAAGGGCUCUUCUGCCGCCUCUUUACUUGGAGCCUGUAACACCCUCACGGAGCUGUCGCAGUCUAUUCACUUGCUAUUUAAGCGGCAGCAGCAGCGACCGCCACGUGGAAGUGCAAGCAGGUUACGUUACAUUCAUCUUUCACCUCCUGUUGUGCGUCUCGGGAAGGGAAUUACCGGAACCUUAUCGUUUACAUUUUCUCUUCGCCGUUGCGAAGAUGCGGGUGAGACCACGUCAGCAUUAUUUCCGUCCUUCCUCGCGGUUGAGGUGUGUGAUUCGAUUGCUGCUUUUGUAACGAUCACCGUGGUGGAGGCCCGACGACGUUCAUCUCACUGCAAUAUGACACUCUUGUUGCUAGAGAGCAUAGACAAGGUGGGGAAUGUGGCCACGUACAGUGCUUUUGAUGCGGAGUUACGCCUUGAGUCCUUGCCGCCAUCUUCCUCGUUGUCGUUGCCGUGUGAUUUGUCCUUGUCAUUUAGUGUCUACGCCGCUUUUUACAGUUCCACGGAGACACAACUUCGCCUUGACGAGCCCUUCAUGCACCUCUGGGAUUGGAAGCCUAGUAUGACGCAAGAGGAGCGUUUUGCCGUUGUGAACCCCAAAAUGGACCCUGAAGUUGCCUUCUCCUUGGAGCGACGGCAUCGUGCAAACAUGGAGCGUCGCAUCCGUGCCGCAGUAGCUCGGAUGGAUGGUGUUGGAGAUGCGGCGUGUUUGAAUGGCUCGUCGUCAUCGUUUUUGGGAGCCAAACUUUGUCACAUUGCGACUGUGGAAACGUCUCGCGGUAUUGUGAUGGAGCCAUGCACACAGCCGGGGAACAGUACGCUUGCAGCGGUGAUGCCGAGAUACAUUGUUUGGCCUCUUCAGCUUCUGGUUGCUGACGCUGGAGGUAAAGCGUGGCGAUCUCCUCCCAUCGCAGGCUCUUCAUCCUUGGAAAGGCUUGCGUGUGAAAUGGGUUACCUGGAGGGGCGGAGGAGUGGCGUGGAUGGUAAUGCUUCGAAUCUUGGAGCCGAAAAAGACGGCGGAGUCAUUCAUCAUUUUUGA